GGGUUAAAGAUGGGGCCAGCCCUACAAACGAGCGCACACAUUCCUCACUCAGACCCACCCGGUCACACGCGUUUCCCCGUCACUUAACGGGUGGAGGGGCCAGGAGCCGGGCCGGGCCUGCGCCCGUUCCAACCCAGGCUCUGCCGCCGGGCUUUGGGAGGUCGCGGACCCCACUGUCUCAACUCACACCUCAGGAGCCCCCUGUCCUACGCACACACGGGCUCCGGCGCGCGCACACACCUCGGACAUUCCCAUAGUGCCUCACGUGACCCGCGGCCCGAACGUGCCCACCCUUCACACACGCUCACGCACGCGUGCACCCACGCACACACAAAACACACACGGCCACUUCCCAACUCCAUUCCGACCCCCACCCGCAGCCCCGCUAAGGCACUCAUUGACUGUGACACACCUACACUCAUUCACAGACACACACAUUCCCCCACACAUGCCAACCACAGACACAUUCAUAAACAGGGCCGGGAGAAGUACACACGCACCCCCUCGCCGAGCCUACUCUUUCAGGAGCCCUGAGUCAUUCCUGCCCCCUCCCGGAGCUCCCCUUGUCUCUAUGUGCAGGCCCCCAGGGGGACCUUGGGAAUUCUUCGGCAGCCCUCUUCACCUGGGCCCUGGCCCUCUCCGGGAGGUCCCUUCCCCUCUGUGCACCCUCUGACACUCUGCGUGGACUUUUCCUGUGUGUCUGAGGUCAGGGGUGAGGAGGGCCUGGAGGGUUGCCACAGCCCCAGUGUGAGUGGGGGAGGCAUUUCCUUUUCCUGAACUCUGGGAUCCGGCAGGAGGAAGCUGGGGAGCUGGGCGGGGUCCAGCAGAGGAUGUGCUGACAGUGGUAGGGCUGACCCUCCCAGGAGCACUGAGCCUUCCUUAGUGGGGAGCCUGGGGUGCCGGAGACCUAGGAUGAGGAGCUUGGAUGAGAGGAGGCCCAGGGGGUGCCGCAGCCCAGGCCCUUGCCAUGGAGUCCAUGUUUGAGGAUGAUAUCAGCAUCCUGACCCAGGAAGCCUUGGGCCCCAGUGAGGUGUGGCUGGACGCUCCCGGAGACCCCUCGCUGGGGGAAGACAUGUGCUCCGCCUCGCACUUUGCCCUCAUCACAGCCUAUGGAGACAUCAAGGAGCGGCUGGGGGGCCUGGAGAGGGAGAAUGCCACCCUCCGCCAUCGCCUCAAAGUCUAUGAGAUCAAGUAUCCGCUGAUCAGUGACUUUGGAGAGGAGCAUGGCUUCUCUUUGUAUGAAAUCAAGGAUGGCUCCCUGCUGGAGGUGGAGAAGGUCAACCUACAGCAACGGCUCAACCAGUUCCAGCAUGAGUUGCAGAAGAAUAAAGAACAGGAAGAACAGCUCGGGGAGAUGAUCCAGGCUUACGAGAAACUCUGCGUGGAGAAGAGUGACCUGGAGACAGAGCUGGGGGAGAUGCGGGCCCUGGUGGAGACCCACCUGCGGCAGAUCUGUGGUUUGGAGCAGCAGCUGCGGCAGCAGCAGCAAGGCCUCAGGGACACCGCCUUCUCCAGCCUGAGCCCCCCGCCUGCCUCGGCCCCACCCUGUGCCGAUCUGGACCUGCACUACUUGGCUCUGAGAGGGGGAUCUGGCUCAGGUCACGCAGGCUGGCCGGGCCCCACGCCGCUGAGUGUGAGUGAGCUGGAGCGCAGGCGCCUGGAGGAGGCUCUGGAGGCUGCCCAGGGAGAAGCCCGGGGGGCUCAGCUUCGGGAGGAACAGCUCCAAGCCGAGUGUGAGCGGCUACAGGGGGAGCUGAAGCAGUUGCAGGAGACCCGGGCCCAGGACCUGGCCUCCAACCAGUCGGAGCGGGAGAUGGCAUGGGUCAAAAGAGUUGGAGAUGACCAGGUGAAUUUGGCGCUGGCUUACACGGAGCUGACAGAGGAGCUGGGCCGGCUCAGGGAGCUGAGUUCCCUGCAGGGGAGAAUCCUGAGGACCCUGCUGCAGGAGCAGGCCAGGAGCAGCGGCCAGAGGCACUCACCUUUGUCACAGCGCCACUCUCCGGCCCCCCAGUGCCCCUCGCCGUCCCCGCCUGCCCGAGCAGCGCCCCCCUGUCCCCCGUGCCAGUCCCCGGUCCCCCAGCGCCGUUCCCCUGGGCCCCCGUGCCCCUCGCCCCAGCAGCGCCGCUCGCCCGCCUCGCCCUCCUGCCCGUCGCCCGUCCCGCAGCGCCGAUCACCGGUGCCGCCGCCAUCGUGCCAGUCCCCCAGCCCUCAGCGCCGGUCCCCGGGGCCCCCAGCCUGCCCGGCCCCGCAGCCCCGGCCUCCGCCGCCCCUCCCACCGCCAGGGGAGAGGUCGCUGGCGGAGCGCGCCUACGCCAAGCCGACCAGCCACCACGCGAAGGCUGGCUUCCAGGGCCGGCGCAGCUACUCGGAGCUGGCCGAGGGCUACGCGAGCGCCUCUCCGUCCUGGCUGCAGGCCGAGGCAGCCACGCUGCCCAAGCCACGGGCCUAUGGCGCCGCGGAGCUCUACGGCCCUGGCAGGCCGCUCAGUCCACGGCGCGCCUUCGAGGGCAUCCGCCUGCGCUUCGAGAAGCAGCCGUCGGAGGAAGAGGAGUGGUCCGUGCCCCCCAGCCCAUCCAGCCCCGAGGCGGGCACCAUACGCUGCGCCUCGUUCUGCGCCGGCUUCCCCAUCCCCGAGUCACCCGCAGCCACGGCCUAUGCCCACGCCGAGCACGCACAGUCCUGGCCGUCCAUCAACCUGCUGAUGGAGACAGUGGGCUCUGACAUCCGCAGCUGCCCCCUCUGCCAGCUCGGCUUCCCUGUCGGGUACCCGGAUGACGCCCUCAUCAAACACAUUGACUCCCACCUGGAGAACAGCAAGAUCUAGGGUGCCUCUCCCACCCACUGGCUGUCUCUCUGCCCUCUCCCAUCACCCCCAAGCACUCACUCACCUUGAAUGCUGCAUGAAUCUCGUGGGGGGGCCCUGCCCCUUGCGACCCCCAGAGACCUCCACUAGCUGCCGAGUCGACGAGUCAACGCGUGUGCUGUCUUCCCCGGCCUGGGCGCCGCUCAGCCCUGGCUCUUCCCGGGAGGCCGGCCGAGGCUCUCCCCAGCUCCCUGGCUUCCAACAGGAGAGGGGGGAUCAGGGCUGGGAACGGGGGAGGGGGCGCCUCACCCAGCCUCUCCCUCUGCCUUUCUGUUCUCAAACACGGUUGGAUCCAAGGGGGUGUCUAGUGCUUGGGCCUGGGGUAGAGGGAGGGUAUCAGAGGACUCCAGGAGCCCCCCCAGCCCCUCCCCCUCCCCAGACAUCCGUCUUUCUCAGGCCGGGCCCUGCCCAAGGAGCAUUUCCCUGUGGGUUCCAGAGCCCGCCCUGCACACCAGUGCCAGUUCCUCCAGCCCGUGGCUGGCUCGGGGCUUGUGGCACGGGCUGCCGCUGGGGGAAGGAGACACCUUGGUUCUUGCCAUUUUCUGCAGGCCAGCCCAGUUCUCCCCCUCUGCCCGCCCUGGGGAACAGGGAGGGUGGGAGAGGAGGGGGGGCCCUGGAGGGCUGGGAGGGUAUAGCCUAAAGAGGCUGCCCUGUGGGCCGGGGGUCCCUGCACCAUGACCCUCAGGCCAGGGGAUGCUCUGUGCCAACCUUCUAGGCCCGUGCCGCCCCCCUGGACCCCCCCUCCGGCACCGAGGCACAGAUUGUCAUGGCAGUCGCUCCCCUCCCCUCUGGCCCCGCCAGAGCUCCUGACACCAACAGGUGCACUGCAGCCUGCGUGCAACUCAGCCGCUGUUAGCUGGGUGGGUGUCAUCAGCCCUGCGUCCCAGGCCAGAGCCUGAGGGUGGGCCCAGGGUGCUGUGGAGAGCAAAUUCAAAAGAGCUAACCCCUUUCCCACACCCCAGCGACCCACAUUCCCUCUGUGAAAUCUACCUCAGAGUCGUACCCUCAGAAGGAUGGGUAAGCAGGAGGCCAGGGGGUCCGGGGGCUGAGGUGGGGAGCUUCCUACAGCAAGAGCCUGCCACCCACGAUGAAUCCACCCCUCCCCCCACUGCCAGCCUCUCCUGGCCCCCAGCCGGGCGGGCCGGCGGCAGUGGGCGCUACUGUCAGUGCAUGCACCAUUCUGAUCCAACUCUUCCAGGCCCCCCGCCUCCUCACACGCCGCCUCCUCAGCGCAGAGGAGCGAAGGGGUGUAUCAGGUGGGGAAGGGGCCAAGGACUCCGGAGACACGGGGCAUUGUACCUUGAAUGUCCCCCCAAGGAGGGGAGAUGGGGAAGGGGGAGUGCGGAGGGGAGGUGGGGGCCCCUGCGCCCCCUGAACAAGUUGAAAGUCCAAAUAAAACUUACCUGUUCCAUCUG
Messenger RNA from Phyllostomus discolor (pale spear-nosed bat), 4278 nucleotides. It is a transcript of the gene TBKBP1, whose product is annotated as TBK1 binding protein 1. Gene Ontology annotation, cellular component: cytoplasm. The record is from RefSeq and is a predicted model, not a curated record. The coding region runs from base 926 to 2824 and encodes 632 amino acids. Gene Ontology annotation, biological process: canonical NF-kappaB signal transduction. Lineage: Eukaryota; Metazoa; Chordata; Mammalia; Chiroptera; Phyllostomidae. The transcript is spliced from 10 exons.